AUGACAACACUCCCAAGUUGUUUCGUGUUACAGUCCGGAGGUAAAUACUUGAGCCUAACGGAAAAUAUCCCAACUCCUAACCUACCCUCAGGGUUCUUGAAAUUUGAUGAAGAACAAAUACGGAGCCCGCGAACGAAGUUUGUAGCGGAGCCCGCUGCAGGAGCUGGCGGGCUGUUUCACAUAAGGUCGUUGUAUAACAAUAAGUAUCUGGUGACGAAACAAAUCGGGUCGAAAUCUUGGAUCGUUGCAUCCGCCGAGAAACCAGAGGAAGACACAUCCAAAGGAGCCUCGUGCACGUUGUUUCAGCCUCAUUCCUUGCCGGAUGAUGAUGAUCAAAGUAAAACAACCACUGUCCGCUUACGCCACGUUGGGACGGGGAUCUCCGCGACCCGUCACUCUAAUGAUGAUGAUGGUGUCGACGACAGUACCCAUCAAGGCGUGCUACUAUCCAGUACUAGUAGUGUUGCUCGAUCCUCUUUUGUUUUCACGGAUAGUAGUAGUGUGCUGGUCUUGCCUUCUCGAGUCGCGUUCAAAUCUGUAGACCUAAAUGGCAAUUACCUCGGCUCGGCUUGGCUUUAUGGUAAAUACAUGUAUCAGAGGUUCGAGGCCGGAUUGGAUAUCGGAGAUCAACGGGUGGCCAAUGAGCUGAUCCACACUAGUCCUCAGUCUGAGUACUAUCGUAUAAAGGACUUGUAUAAUGACAAGUUUUGGAAACUGGAGACAGGUAACUGGAUAAAGGCUGAUGAUGACUCCGGAAGGGAUUAUGACUGCUUAUUUUCAGUUGUCCACGUUCAAGACAAUGUUGUGGCUCUUCUCAAUAUGAACAGCGACUGUUACUGUGGUGCAUACACCGAGGGCGGUUCCGUCAACUGUUUACGCGCGGAAUAUCCUACUUUGUCAAAACAGACCAGGCUGAUCCUUGAGGAGGUUGUACUUCGAAGAGUGAUCAACGAUGUCGAUUACCGGCUGCCUGACUCAAGAGUUUACGAUGAGCAACCCAUAGAAGUUGACCAUCAAUUUGCGAGCAACUACUUGCAAACCGACAGCACAAUGACCCUCGAGUUUACCCCAAAGGAAUCCAGGACCACUAGCUGGAAUAACAGCGUUUCCAUCCAAUUUGGUGUAACGCUGUCGUUCGAAGUCUCUGCUGUACCAUUAAUUGAGAAGUCGAACGUCAGUUUGUCAUUCGAAGCUGGUUAUACGCAUGAGUGGGGAGGGGAAGUAACAACAGAAAGGGAACGAAAGAUGAGUUACACCGUUACGGUUCCGCCGUUAAAGACGGUCAAGGUGACGAUGUUGGCUACCACAGGUAAAUGCGACGUGCCCUUCUCUUACACUCAGCGUGAUCUUCUGCCGUCGGGUAGAUGGGAUGCAACUAGAAAGGAUGAUGGCAUUUUCAAAGGCAUCAACUCCUAUAACGUUCAUUUUAAAUCAGAGUAUGUCAACCCAGAUGAUGAUCACAAGGCUACUGCCGAUACUAAUAAAUGA
Erigeron canadensis is the source of this 1488-nucleotide messenger RNA. RefSeq lists its product as uncharacterized. Bases 1 to 1488 code for a protein of 495 amino acids. Lineage: Eukaryota; Viridiplantae; Streptophyta; Magnoliopsida; Asterales; Asteraceae. The record is from RefSeq and is a predicted model, not a curated record. The transcript has a single exon.